AUGGCUUCACUCGUAGCGUAUGGAAGCAGCGACGAGGAAGACGAUAUUCAACCGGAGAAGCCUGCUAAGAUUGAUCGAAGUGCUGCACAGCCAAACACGACCAGUUCCGAGACGCCAGCACCAACACCGGCGAAUCCAACACCAGCCUCAGCGAGCGUGGGACCAACUGCUGGUCCGUCGGCGGAACCAGCAGGCCCAAGUGCGGAAGACACAGACUCCGCUCUAUUCUCGCCAUACACCUACGAGCGCCAGCGAUUGCGCGAGCUCACAAUGCCCACCGUGCCCAACUUCGAUAUCCCGAAUUCGCCUCCACCUCCUCCCACCAACAGCGAAGAAGCAGCAGCUUUGGCGGCCACAACCAAGAAAUUCGAGCGAUUCUUGGAGCUGAAGAAGCAGGGCGUACACUUCAAUGAGAGGCUGCAGAACUCCACAUCGCUGAGGAAUCCCAGCUUGCUGCCGAAACUGAUGGACUUUGCGGGGAUCAGUCAGGAGGAUAGCUAUGCGACUAGCUUGUCGGAGGGGCUGGGCGUGGCGGUCACGUGGCCGGAGGAGUGUUAUGUGGAGAGCUUGGUGCGGCGGAAUGAGAGGAAGGAGAAGAAGAGGGUGGCGGAGAGGGAGAAGGUGGAGUUUGUGUCGGCGUCGAAGUCGGCGGGUUCGAGUGCGGCGGGGACGCCGGGCGGUGGUGGUGGGGAAGCGAAGAAGAGUAGAUUCGACAAGAGAUGA
This is a messenger RNA of Zasmidium cellare ATCC 36951, 723 nucleotides long. RefSeq lists its product as uncharacterized. The transcript has 3 exons. Gene Ontology annotation, cellular component: nucleus. Lineage: Eukaryota; Fungi; Ascomycota; Dothideomycetes; Mycosphaerellales; Mycosphaerellaceae. Gene Ontology annotation, biological process: regulation of DNA-templated transcription. Bases 1 to 723 code for a protein of 240 amino acids. The record is from RefSeq and is a predicted model, not a curated record.